Molecule: messenger RNA, 899 nt
Organism: Drosophila serrata
Lineage: Eukaryota; Metazoa; Arthropoda; Insecta; Diptera; Drosophilidae
Product: putative chitinase 10
Cellular component (GO): extracellular region
Molecular function (GO): chitin binding
Source: RefSeq, a predicted model, not a curated record
CGCUUUACUGGGUUCUGACACACGAAUAAAGAGCUAAGAUGAUGAUGCUAUAUAUAAAAGCUUUUUGUUUAAUAAUGAGCUGCCUCCUGGCCUUAACACUGGCUCAAAGAGGAGAAUGGCGGCUUCUAAAGCCCACAAAUUCGGUGACCAUUCGUCAAAGCGGAGGAAGCUUUUGUGCCAAUCAUUUGGUUGGUGAAUUUGUGGAGCAUCUGGAGGAUUGUCAUAUGUUUUACCUAUGCGUGGAGAAUGGCGAUGCUGUCCUGGCCUCUUGCCCACCCACAAUGCUCUUUAACUCCGAGAGCCGACUUUGUGAUACUGCUGGCAACGUGCGAUGCAGGAAUAACACAAACAAUGGCACUCCAUCCGGAGGCGGGGAUGGAGCUGGUGACAGUGAUCUUAACAACAUGGUCACGGAUGCAGCCACCUAUUGUGCUGCUACACAAACUCAGCAACAACAGUCCAGCGAUCGGAUUGUUUAUGUCGGCAGUUCGAGCAGCUGCAGCAAAUAUUACAUUUGUUACUACGGCCAGGCCAUUCUGCAGGAGUGCAGCUCUCAGUUGCACUGGAAUGCGAUGACCGGCAAAUGCGAUAUUCCGGAGAGAGCUCAGUGCACAUUGGGGGCCCAGGAGGAGCAGGAGGUACAGAGGCCCUCCAAUGGUAAUUCCAACAUCAGCCCGGGCGGUGCCAUUUCGAGUGAUCUCAUCCAUUGCCCGGCCUACGGUCAGCACUUGUAUCCACACAUGCAGCGCUGCGAGUUCUUCAUCUAUUGCGUGAAGGGUCAUGCCAGCCUGCAGCAGUGUCCCUUUUAUUAUUUCUUUGACAUUGCUACAAAAAGUUGCCAAUGGUCGCGAACGGCGUUGUGUGUUCGUGAUUUAAAUUUGUCACCGUUAAUAAAAUAG